Arvicanthis niloticus (Nile rat) is the source of this 5889-nucleotide messenger RNA. The record is from RefSeq and is a predicted model, not a curated record. Lineage: Eukaryota; Metazoa; Chordata; Mammalia; Rodentia; Muridae.
AGAGACAGCGCGCGAGCGGAGGGAGAGGCAGGGACCGCGAGCAGGGCGCGGCGACGGGCGCACGGGCUGGCCCAAGCGGGCCGCCCCAAGCGGGCCAGCGCGGUCAGCGGGACGCCGGGGAGAGCCAGGGAACGAAGCGGGCCUGUCCGAGCCCAGGGGCGCCAGUCCCCGGAGGCCGUGGCGCACGGGAGCUAGAGGCCGAGGACGCGGGCGCGCAGACCGACUGACUUACUGACCGAUCGCCGCGGGCACGCCCCGCUCCACCCCGCCCCACCGCGCCCCGCGCCGCCUCCUCUGCUCGCUCUCUGCCUCUACCUUCUCCACUUCUUUUCCGCCUCCGCCUCCUUCUGGCUCCCCUGGCGCCAGAGCCUUCCCCUGGCUCAGGCGGGAGCCAGGGCUGUCUGCAGAGCUCUCGUAGAGUCGGGGGGCAAAAUCCCUUGUAGCAGAGAGCCAGCCCCUUGGCUGGGCGACAGGUGCCGAGGGAGCUUCUGGCCCGUGGACGGGGGAUGCGAAGGGGCUCCCUCCUGGUAUCUCUUUCUCAGUCACCUUGAGUCUGGCCUGAUCGAAGACUGAGGUUAUGAAGUCGAUCCUGGAUGGCCUUGCAGAUACCACCUUCCGUACCAUCACCACAGACCUCUUCUACGUGGGCUCAAAUGACAUUCAGUACGAAGACAUCAAAGGAGACAUGGCAUCCAAAUUAGGAUACUUCCCACAGAAGUUCCCUCUGACUUCCUUCAGGGGUAGCCCCUUCCAGGAAAAGAUGACUGCAGGAGACAACUCCCCGUUGGUCCCGGCAGGAGAUACAACAAACAUUACCGAGUUCUAUAACAAGUCUCUCUCGUCAUUCAAGGAGAAUGAGGACAACAUCCAGUGUGGGGAGAACUUUAUGGACAUGGAGUGCUUUAUGAUUCUGAAUCCCAGUCAGCAGCUGGCCAUCGCCGUCCUGUCUCUCACACUGGGCACCUUCACGGUUCUGGAGAACCUGCUGGUGCUCUGUGUCAUCCUGCACUCCCGCAGCCUCCGAUGCAGGCCUUCCUACCACUUCAUUGGCAGCCUGGCAGUGGCUGACCUCCUGGGAAGUGUCAUUUUUGUCUACAGCUUUGUUGACUUCCACGUGUUCCACCGUAAAGACAGCCCCAAUGUGUUUCUGUUCAAACUGGGUGGGGUUACAGCCUCCUUUACCGCUUCUGUGGGGAGCCUGUUCCUCACAGCCAUCGACAGGUACAUAUCCAUUCAUAGGCCUCUGGCCUAUAAGAGGAUCGUCACCAGGCCCAAGGCCGUAGUGGCCUUUUGCUUGAUGUGGUCUAUUGCGAUAGUAAUUGCUGUGUUGCCUCUUCUGGGCUGGAACUGCAAGAAGCUGCAAUCUGUUUGCUCGGACAUUUUCCCACUCAUUGACGAAACCUACCUGAUGUUCUGGAUUGGAGUCACCAGUGUGCUGUUGCUGUUCAUUGUGUAUGCGUACAUGUACAUUCUCUGGAAGGCUCACAGCCACGCGGUCCGAAUGAUACAACGUGGAACCCAGAAGAGCAUCAUCAUCCACACAUCAGAAGAUGGCAAGGUGCAGGUGACCCGGCCUGACCAAGCCCGCAUGGACAUUAGGCUGGCCAAAACCCUGGUUCUGAUCCUGGUGGUGUUGAUCAUCUGCUGGGGCCCUCUGCUCGCAAUCAUGGUGUAUGAUGUCUUUGGGAAGAUGAACAAGCUUAUCAAGACGGUGUUUGCCUUCUGUAGUAUGCUCUGCCUGCUGAACUCCACCGUGAACCCCAUCAUCUAUGCUCUGAGGAGCAAGGACCUGAGGCAUGCUUUCCGUAGCAUGUUCCCUUCAUGUGAAGGCACUGCGCAGCCUCUAGACAACAGCAUGGGGGACUCAGACUGCCUGCACAAGCAUGCCAAUAACACAGCCAGCAUGCACAGGGCCGCGGAAAGCUGCAUCAAGAGCACUGUUAAGAUCGCCAAGGUGACCAUGUCUGUGUCCACAGACACGUCUGCCGAGGCUCUGUGAGCCCGCUGCUUUUGUGGCUGCACAGAAAACGAAUUUUUAUUUUAUUUUAUUUUAUUUUAUUUUUUAUUUAUUUAUUUUUUUUUUAGCUUACAAUUUAGAAGUCUGUUGUCUCAUCGGUUAUAUAUUUUUAUUUUAAGUUUACCACGUUUAGUAAAAUAGUGACUGUCACCAUGCUUACUUAGUUUGCUGACAUCUCAAUAGUUUAGGUACCUAAACUCCAUUCCCCAGGGGUUUACAGUAAGGAAAGCCUGUCGCUUCAGUUACUCGGCAGUCCUUCAAAGUCUCUGAAAUAGAAGGGAAAACUUGGGCUUCCAAAUCUGAAGCCUAACUAUCCAUAGAAAACCAUCAUGAAAUGAGUAAUGCCUUUGUAACCACAACUUUCAUGAUGCUGUGUCUGUCCAUAGUAUUAAAAAGAUACAUUUUUAUAAUAAGUAUAGUGCUAAAUUAGAGAUACUUUGUGACAUGUUCUCUGUCCUGUUAUGUGUCAGUGUUUACUGUGUCGUUUAUUUGUGUAGCUUAGCAAAACCAGAAUUUAGCCCUCAUAAGAGCGAUGGCAUACAGGGGUGGAUGUGUAGCAGAGUGACCCCUGUUUAGAUAGUGUUACUGUCCAUGAUACAAUUUUAGAAACUUAAGUAUUUCUUCCAAUAUCCGUAUCUAAAGUUAAUAUUGAAAUAAGCAUAAAAGUUUAUUUUUCUGUUAAAACAAGAAGAAUUUGAAGACUGUUCAAAGUAUUGAGCAGAUUCAUGGACACUAAAACUGUGUUAGGACUGCCUUUUCAUAUGAGGACAUUUCCUAUCUUCUGGACCACAGCUGUUCAGCUGGGUAAUGGAUUAUAAUCAGAAUGGAAAAGAGAAAGCACAUUGACUUUUAAGGCUAACACUCUGACUUUCUGCAGUCGUUAGCUAUAACUGGACCUUUUAAGACAGCAUGUGUCAAUCUUAGUGUAUACUGUGAUCACUGUGCAGUUGCUGUUUACUUGAUGUGUAUUGCAUUGUUAUGUUUUGGAUUUAAGUAGAUUCCAGGCCUGGAUGGCCAAAAAGAUAAAAAAAAAAAAAAAAGUUGUCUUUUUUUUUUUUUUUUAAUUGAGAAGAAAUAUUGUCUGGCUCAGUACAAUUGUAAGUGUGAUUGUAAAUGUGUAUGUGUGUGUGUAUGUGUGUGUGUAUUCUAUCUUGUAACUGUUACAGCCAUGUCCCCACACUAGAAAACUGACCAAGUGUGAACCGUACCACUUGCUGCACUCUUGCUCAUGAAUUUAGUUUCUACAAUUGAGCUCUUCAUGAAAUCCUGUUUAUAAUAAUUCUGACUACAACUUUGCAGAAGAAUCUUCCCAUCUAGGAGACUGGAUUUAGUAUUCUAAUGACACUUAGGUGUUCCGUAAGGCUAGUGUUCAGCAAGAAGUAGUCAGUAAGAGGUGCCAAAAAGUAGAGGAAUCUCCCAAGGAGAGGCGAGUGGGGGGGGGGGGGGAUGGUGAUCACCUACUAUUCAUCAAGUCCAUGGAAAUGGAAAUCAGUAAAGGGGGAUGGUUCUAAGACCUUCAAAAACAAACAAACAAAAAAAUCCUACAGUAGCAAGUUUCAGUGGUGCAUGUCAGUAGUGCAAUCUCAGGCUAAGUAGCACCAUACCAGUUCCCAGGUCCAGGCCAUUCCCUCACAGAGAGUGAAUAGGACAGAGGGUAUCUAUAACAAAUGGGCAGUGAAAACCUGAUGACAGCCCAGUACUUGGCUCUGUUUAGAUAUAUUUGUGCUAAGGAAAAGGCAGUGCCUCCACUUGCUGGUAUCAAGAUGUGCCAAAUCAUAAAGAUGAGGGUGGCUAGCUUCUGAUUGACAUCUCUGCCACAGUGCUCAAAACUGGGUCCUUUUCCGAUAAAGAGAAGUAUUGCUUUUAAGAAUCCACUUAAUCUUGCUAAGUUCUACAUAGAGUCUCUCCUUGUACAGGUUCUCACCAGUCCCGAGGACUGCAUAGCAUGAAGUGAAGAGCUAGCCUCUGUGAUUUGUAGCAUUUGGGGUUUCCAGCCUAAUGAAGCAGUGGCUCUCCUUGCAAUCAAUGUGACCUGAGGGCCAAGCUAGGAUAUAUCUAGAUUGCCUGCUGAGUCUCUUGCUUUUCUUCUCUGUGCACAAAGGAGGACUCAGGAUGCUGGAGGAUUAGUAACUCUGGCAGAGAAGGGUAUUGAUAGAAUACCACCAGGGGCUAGGAAUUGCCAGUCUUGUCCUACAUCAACCUGAAUAUCAAUCAACAUAUCUCUAGCUACCAGGUAGUACCACCUUUUCUCACAGCUACAAAGACCUGGUAGGAAAUUAUAGAUAUAGGUGUUAAAAAAAAAAUCCAAGAUUCACUUUUAGAACUGUAUUUGUGUAAAUGCCAUUUUAGUGAUAAGAUUUUAUAGUAUAUUGAACUUUCAAGACCUAACUCAUAUUUAAUAAGCUAAGGGACAAUGGGGCUGAUAGCACUAAACUUGGUGCUUAUUGAUACUCUAAGAAAUAUCUCUGAAUAUCAUCAUGUGUGCGUUAAGCUACCUUCAUUUAAAAGGAUUUAAAAUUAGUUGGAUCCACUUUGGUUUUUCCCAUAUCAUUUCCUAACCCUAUUGACAAAAACGUUCUCCCCAGUGAGUAUUAGUCAUUAGAAUCACAUUCAUUAGUAUCAUUCAUUAACCAGCCCCUUAAUUAGAUUCAUUAAUUUAAAUGAUUUUAAUUUGAUCACUUAUACACUCUGGCAUCAGGGUUAUCUAUUUCCUUCUGACAUGUGUCCUGAACAUUCAUUCUUCAGCCAUUACUCACUUAAAAGGGGGCCAAUUCCCAAACCGCUUGACUUCAUCCAAAUAAAGACUCAGUCCUAGACUAAUAGUAUCAGUUAAACAAAGAGAGCUGUCUCUAACAGCCCCUAGUUUUUCAACUAUGUAUUAAAUAUAUGUAAAAGUAAAUGUGCAUCUGGGCAGCUUAGACAUAUGUCUGUGCCAGAUGAUUCCAAAGCUGUCUGGUACUUACUGUCAGGUUUAGCUGGUAUCAAAUGCCAAGGAGUUUUUGCUACCUAAACCCAUCUGCAGGAAAUAGGCCCAACUACCAGAUGAGAACUAGGUCUUUAGUAACCAUUCAGCUCACUAAUUUCUGCCGUUCCGUAUCCAUAACCAGGAUCACUAACAUCAUGCACAAAAUUAGAUUCCUCAUACUCUUGACUGUAUAUUUGUAUGAUAUUUUAAAAUCUCCUAAAUGGCCAUUCACAGUUGCUUUGCACUGGCCUUCUGAUAAAAUGCUAACACACCUAUUGUAAUAUACACAAAACAUUCUAUCUACUGAUUUGGACUGAAUGUAUGUACAUAGGUUUUACAAACAAAGUCAGAUGUUAAAGCAGUGGUUUACAGAUCAGUGAUUUUUCAGAUAGAGUUUCUUUCAUUUGCUGUGGAAUCUUUAAAAAGCACUCUUAGUGUGAACUUACUGAGCUCUAGGGGUCCUGGGGAUCAGAAUUCCCUAGAGAGGAAACCUUUUCUUGUAAUAAUAUGAACCAAGAUACUAGAUUAUCUUGAUUCUCACUUCAGUGUUUCAAGUGGAAAACGUAUCUCCUUAUUGUCUCUGUAAAUGGAACAUCCUUACUUUUCCUCUUAAAGAAUAUUGUGCUGUUAGAUGUUUGUUGAACUGGUAGCAUCAUUGAGACUGCUGUGACGUCUUUGUCAGUAAUCUGUAUAAUAUUUUGUAUACAAGUACUGGUAAGAUUGUUAUUAAAUGUAGCUCUGGUCAUUAAAUUACUAUAGCAAAGUAGUACUUCUGUAAUAUUUACAAUGUAUUAAGCCUACAGUAUAUUUUAUUUCGUUGAUGUAAUUUAAUUGUUAUUUAUUCAAGAGAAAACAGUUCAUCAUGUCUAUUGUCUAAAAUUACCUGGAAUCAAAUAAAAGUUCUAGA